Messenger RNA from Nicrophorus vespilloides, 2612 nucleotides. RefSeq names its product peroxidase. Gene Ontology annotation, molecular function: heme binding; peroxidase activity. Gene Ontology annotation, biological process: response to oxidative stress. The record is from RefSeq and is a predicted model, not a curated record. Lineage: Eukaryota; Metazoa; Arthropoda; Insecta; Coleoptera; Silphidae.
AUACACCGGUCCACAUACGUGCAUCACAUACGAGGCCGUCAAUCAAGCGUAUUUGGACGCCCGGAAGAGAAUCCACGUUUCCCAACCGCACGGCGAUUACAAGCCUGAAGAUGUUGCCACAGUCGGUGAACUACUUUUGGAUGUGUCCAUCAACCUCGCAAGAACUUACGGUUUGUCGUACGAGGAUAUUGAGAAGGGUCUUCCUUUGAUCGAUACCACAAAGACUUUGAUCAGAGAGGUGUGUCCUCCGUUCUUGUCCAACGUAGAGUGCAGGGCUGGAAAGUACAGGCGUUUGGAUGGACUCUGCACGAACUUGGAACAUCCCACUUGGGGAGCCACCAACACUCCAUUCACCAGAUUGAUCGGGCCAUUGUUCGCCGACGGUAUGACCGCCCCUCGCAUCAGUGUAACUGGAAAGGCUUUGCCACCAUCCAGAGUGGUCUCCCGCACGAUGCAUCCAGAUGAAGGAUUCCACGAUCACGCCGGUACAGUAAUGGUCAUCGCUUGGGGACAAUUCAUGGAUCACGACUACACACUCACCGGAACCCCACUUGAUCCGCACAACAGGAACGAUCCCGAAGAGUGCUGCAACAGGCCACCACAUCUCAAGCAUCCGUACUGUAACGAAAUCGAAAUCCCCGAAGACGAUUACUUCUUCAGGUUGUUCGGUGUACGUUGCAUGGACUUCGUCAGAGCUUUCCCAGGAGUGCGUCCCGGCUGCAGAUUGGGAUCCCGCAAUCCAUUCAACACCCUCACCGGUGUCCUCGAUGGUAACACCGUUUACGGUGUGACAGAGAAGUUCUCGAGGAAACUGCGUGCCGGAUACGGAGGACAAUUGCGCAUGAACCCCAUCUUCCAGGAGUUCGGAUUGAAGGAUCUGCUUCCACUGAAAUUGGACAUCCCUGAUGAAGGUUGCACCCGUCACAACGCUUCCAUGUUCUGCUUCGAAGCCGGAGAGAUCCGUGUCAACGAGCAAUUGGUUCUCACCUGCAUGCACACCCUGAUGGCCCGUGAACACAACAGAUUGGCCGAAGGUUUAGCUCAUGUCAAUCCUCAUUGGGACGAUGAAACCCUCUUCCAGGAAGCCAGACGCAUCGUCAUCGCCCAGAUCCAGCACAUCACCUAUAACGAAUUCCUUCCCAUCCUCCUCGGCAAAGACGUUAUGCAGAAGUUUGGAAUCUUGUUACAAAAAGACGGAUUCUGGAAUGGGUAUGAUUCCAACGUGAACCCCAACGUAAUCGACGCUUUCGCCGCCGCCGCCUACCGUUUCGGACACUCUCUUCUGCCCACAGCCGUUGAAAGAUGGAGCAAGGCCCAUAAAUUCAUCGCUUCUAAACGUUUAUCGGAUUUGAUCCGUAGACCAUUCGAUUUGUACCGCGCCGGAGUCAUCGACGAAUACUUCAUGGGUCUCAUGAAUCAAGUGGCACAAGCCAUGGACGAUUCCAUCACCCAGGAGGUAACAAACCAUUUGUUCAAGAAAGUAGGAGCUCGUCACGGUAUGGAUUUGGUCAGCUUCAACAUGCAGAGAGGUCGUGAAUUCGGUAUUCCCGGAUACAUGGAGUUCAGGAAAUUCUGCGGCCUCCCCGGCGCCGACACCUUCGACGAACUCUUCGGAUCCAUGCCCAACGAAACCGUCAGAAGAUACACCAGCAUUUUCGAACAUCCAAGCGACGUUGAUUUGUGGUCCGGCGGUGUCUCCGAAAAACCAUUACCUGGCAGCAUGUUGGGACCGACCUUCGCUUGCAUCAUCGCCACCCAAUUCAGCUACUCCAGAAGGGGAGACAGAUUCUGGUACGAAUUGCCAAACCAACCAUCGUCCUUCAGCCCAGAGCAACUGCAGGAAGUCCGCAAAACUAGAAUGGCUAGGGUGAUCUGCGACAAUACCGAUCUUAUCGAUACGAUACAACUGUACCCAAUGGUCCUUCCUGAUCACGAGAUUAACCCAAGAGUACCUUGCAAGAGCGGAGUGUUACCGAGCAUAGAUCUGAGCAAAUGGGCCGAAUUCCCAUCCGACCAUCAGGGAUUCCAGCACGGCGCCAACUUCGGUUUCGAUAUUGGAAAGAAAUAGGAUGUUUUUGAACGAGAAGAAAUCUUAAGAAAAUACAUUUAUUUUUUUAUUAUUGUUUUAUGUACAGAUGCCAUUUAAAUUAUUAUUAUUAUUACGACUAUAUGGAAAUAUAUAAAUAUAUAGGCGAACGCGAUUCACUAUACCAGGAAGUGAAAGGAAUUCAUCGCGGUAGACACUAAGAUUGCAUCCUCCCUUCUAUAUCUAUAUCUCUCUCUCAAUCUCAUACAUCUUACUCUUUAAUAUAACAUUACAUUACAUUUUUUUUUUUGUUUAUACUAGCACCAUAGUUUUCAUUCGCAAAAUACAUGAUAAGUGAAAUAAUGAAAUAACGCAGAGAAAGCCUCUCUACCUCAAAAGAACUAAAAGAAUGAAGUUUAAGUAAAGAAAAAAAAAACAAUAUAUAAACACUCGUAUAUACACUAUAUAUAUAAUUAUACUUACGAUAUAUAGCAGAAGCAAUAGGAACGGUCUAAAUUGUUAUUUAAGUUCUUGCAAAAUCGAUUCACACCCACUUAGUCUGUAUUUAUUUAGUACUUAAUUCUGU